Molecule: messenger RNA, 3872 nt
Organism: Cavia porcellus (domestic guinea pig)
Lineage: Eukaryota; Metazoa; Chordata; Mammalia; Rodentia; Caviidae
Gene: Dync1i2
Product: dynein cytoplasmic 1 intermediate chain 2
Exons: 17
Coding region: 207-2159 (650 amino acids)
Biological process (GO): transport along microtubule
Cellular component (GO): cytoplasmic dynein complex
Molecular function (GO): dynein heavy chain binding; dynein light chain binding
Source: RefSeq, a predicted model, not a curated record
AUUUCUAGGAGCGGUCUCGUUCGGGCGAAGACAUUUGUCCCUACGUCUUCGCCGUAGCAGCCGCCGCCCAUCCCUCUUUGUGUGUCUCAGAAGCCACUGAGGUGGUGGUGACGACAGUUGGCUUUGGGGCUUAACCUAGGGACAUCUCCGGGACGUUGCAGGCAGGCGGACGCUUUCCUGUCCCGCCACCAGACAGGGUCACAAACAUGUCAGACAAAAGUGAAUUAAAGGCUGAGUUGGAACGGAAGAAGCAGCGAUUGGCCCAAAUCAGAGAGGAAAAGAAGAGGAAAGAAGAAGAAAGGAAAAAAAAAGAAACUGAUCAGAAGAAGGAAACUGUUGUUCCUGUGCAAGAAGAAUCUGAUCUUGAGAAAAAAAGAAGAGAAGCUGAAGCAUUGCUUCAAAGCAUGGGUCUAACCCCAGAAUCCCCUAUUGCUGAGCAACCUCUCCGUGUAGUAACAGCGGAUACCUGUCUAUUUCACUAUUUAGUCCCUCCUCCUAUGUCUCCAUCCUCCAAAUCUGUGAGCACACCAAGUGAAGCUGGAAGCCAAGACUCUGGAGAUGGCGCCGUGGGAUCUAGGACGCUGCAUUGGGAUACAGAUCCAUCAGUUCUUCAGCUUCACUCAGAUUCCGAUUUGGGACGGGGACCUAUUAAGCUUGGAAUGGCCAAAAUUACACAAGUUGAUUUUCCUCCUCGAGAAAUUGUCACAUAUACCAAGGAAACUCAGACUCCAGUUAUGGCUCAACCCAAAGAAGAUGAAGAGGAAGAAGAUGAUGUAGUGACUCCUAAACCACCUAUUGAACCUGAAGAAGAAAAAAUUUUUAAAAAAGAUGAAGAAAAUGAUAGUAAAGCUCCCCCUCAUGAGCUGACUGAAGAAGAAAAACAACAAAUCUUGCAUUCAGAGGAAUUUUUAAGUUUCUUUGACCAUUCUACAAGAAUUGUAGAAAGAGCUCUUUCUGAGCAAAUUAACAUCUUCUUUGACUACAGUGGGAGAGAUCUGGAAGACAAAGAAGGAGAGAUUCAAGCAGGUGCUAAACUAUCAUUAAAUCGACAAUUUUUUGAUGAACGUUGGUCAAAGCAUCGGGUUGUUAGUUGUUUGGAUUGGUCAUCUCAGUAUCCAGAGUUACUUGUGGCUUCCUAUAAUAAUAAUGAAGAUGCUCCUCAUGAGCCUGAUGGUGUGGCCCUUGUAUGGAAUAUGAAAUACAAAAAAACUACCCCAGAGUAUGUGUUCCACUGCCAGUCAGCUGUGAUGUCUGCUACGUUUGCAAAAUUCCAUCCAAAUCUUGUUGUUGGUGGUACAUAUUCAGGCCAAAUUGUGCUUUGGGAUAACCGUAGCAACAAAAGAACUCCAGUGCAAAGAACGCCACUGUCGGCUGCUGCACACACACACCCUGUCUAUUGUGUAAAUGUUGUUGGAACACAAAAUGCACACAAUCUGAUUAGCAUCUCUACCGAUGGAAAAAUUUGUUCAUGGAGUCUCGACAUGCUUUCUCAUCCACAGGAUAGCAUGGAGUUGGUUCAUAAACAGUCAAAGGCAGUAGCUGUGACAUCUAUGUCUUUCCCUGUUGGAGAUGUCAACAACUUUGUUGUUGGGAGUGAAGAAGGUUCUGUGUACACAGCAUGCCGUCAUGGCAGCAAAGCUGGAAUCAGUGAGAUGUUUGAGGGACACCAAGGACCAAUCACUGGCAUCCACUGUCAUGCAGCUGUUGGAGCAGUAGACUUCUCACAUCUUUUUGUCACAUCUUCAUUUGACUGGACAGUAAAACUAUGGACAACUAAGAAUAACAAGCCUCUGUAUUCAUUUGAAGAUAAUUCGGACUAUGUUUAUGAUGUUAUGUGGUCACCCACCCACCCAGCCCUGUUUGCCUGUGUGGAUGGUAUGGGGAGACUGGAUUUAUGGAAUCUCAAUAAUGACACAGAGGUACCAACUGCCAGCAUUUCUGUGGAGGGUAAUCCUGCUCUUAAUCGUGUAAGAUGGACCCAUUCUGGAAGAGAGAUUGCUGUGGGUGAUUCUGAAGGACAGAUUGUUAUCUAUGAUGUAGGAGAGCAGAUUGCUGUUCCCCGAAAUGAUGAAUGGGCACGAUUUGGCCGAACACUUGCAGAAAUUAAUGCAAACCGAGCUGAUGCAGAAGAGGAAGCAGCUGCCCGAAUACCUGCUUAAUUCCUGGAAAGGGGAGUGUAGUUUUAGUGCAUUUGAGAAAAACACUUAAGUAGAUUGUAAGACUGUUUGCAUGCUUCUGUCUGAAAAAUUAAAUUUUUUUUCAUGGAUUAAUCUUUGGAUUUAAUGUAGCAAGCAAGGCUUACAAUGUCUUUUUAUAUAAUACGCAUUUUGUUUUGGAUUUGUGUCAUUUUUAAUACAGCUAACUUUACAGAAUGCAACUUUUUCUGAAUUCUAAUGCACAGGUAUAUAUUUAGUAAUCUUUUGAAUUCUUUUCCAUUUACAACACUGUAUACAGUUCUUUCUAAAGCACAGAUUACAUAAGUUCUACAUAUUUUUAAAUAAUCCCAAUUCCUGUUGUACUGAUAAUGUUCUAAGCGUAAUGUAUAGGAAUGUUAUCACGCAUGUAGACACUUGACCCAAGUUCCAUUCUGACAUCCUUUUUCUUUAUAGUCCAUGUGGUAGUUAUCUACAAAUAAAAAUAAAUGUGUUAACUUUUCAAUGUUCAUUUUUACUCCAGGCAGUUUGAAUUUUUCCAUCUUUUUUAUAAAAUGUCUUUUAUUAUUAUCCUUUUAUGAGCAACAACUUUGAAUCCACAAAAGCUUUGUGCCUUAAAUAUACCAUAUAGGGCAGACUGCAGAUUUCCCUAUUCAUGAUGAACUGUUGUUUAGAUAAUCUGACAGUGAAGCUUCCCCUACAUUAACUUUUGCUUUACUACCUUAUUUUCUUGCUAUCCAUAUUGAAAGAAUAAGUGGAAAGCACCUAAUAUUUUCACUGAUUGAGAGACUACUAUGCGUGUGAGCGCUCAGAGUAAAGUCUUCUUGGAGACAAACUGAUUUCAUGGAUGUUGUAGUAGUGAUAAAGAAAAAGUGCUCAAAUGAUUCAUGCUUUGGCAUUUUGUCAGCUCCACAUUUUGAGAUCUGUUACCCUCCAUCUUUCUCUACAAAUCUGAAAGGUAGGUGACAAAUACCUAACAAUUACUGAUGAAAUCAACCAAUUUUAGGACUAGAGAAAUGUACUAUGAUCAGAUCUUGAUUUGUAGCCACUUUUUUCCUUGAUUGUGACCUUUUGUCCAUCUAAAGCUUGUCUUUUAUUCAAAAGAACUUGAACUGUAAAGGAAAAUUAGAUAUCAGAAUUUGAACUUUUUAUUAUUCUAGUAAAGAUUUACUGUGAAAGAAUUCUAAAUAAUAAUAGAACUUCUUUAUUAUAAAUAUUCUACACCAUAAGGAAGAGUUAGCCUGGAAUAUUAGAUCCCGGCUCUUAGUUCUUGCUCUGGCACUUAGAAGUGGGACUUUGGCCAAACCUGUGCCUCAUUCUUUUAUCAAGGAAUUAAGUUCAAAUUAGGUGAUUUCUAAAUUUCUUUCCAGCCCUAAAAUUAUUAAUUGUAUUAAUUACAUAGAGUACUUUACAUUUUAUAUAUUUUUCCUAAAUUAACCCCUGUAAUUGUCCAUUACUUGCCAAAGAUGACAUCUCAAGAUAUUUCAUGGCAGCAGUGUCUUUGAGUGAAAAAGUUCAGUUUCUGCAGGGUCAUUCUACAGAAAAAUUCAUGUCACUAUAAUACCUAUUGUAUUUUUGCCAUAAGUUUGUAAGAGUGCCUAAAAAGAGAAAACAUCUUCAAUAAGGUUGAAAAAUCAAGAGAUAUGACAAACCAGAUGCUCAUGGCACUCAACUUGUGUUCAGUUAUAAAAGAAAAUAAAAUCGGUAAAACUUGCAAAA